This is a messenger RNA of Chilo suppressalis (striped riceborer), 1547 nucleotides long. NCBI's taxonomy places the organism in Eukaryota, Metazoa, Arthropoda, Insecta, Lepidoptera, Crambidae. The record is from the annotation of a GenBank genome assembly.
UAGAAACUAAAAAGUCGAACGAUCUUGUUUUUAUGUCAGUUUUGUGUUGUGCGUAGUUGUUGUUGUUGAUUUCUGAUGGCUUAAUUAAUUUUAAUAUUAUUUUAAUUUCUUGUCCGUUAAAUAUUCGGCUUAAGCUUGACCAAAAAUGGCACUAUUACCUCCCGAUCCAGUUUACACCAUCAGAAAUGUUGAUAAUGUGCCAGUUUAUUCUCUGGCAUUCAGCUUUUUGCCCGGGGGUCUGGAGAGGUUACUAGCCGGGUCGAAGAACGGCUAUGUUUAUGCAUACAACCUUCAGACAAACCGUGUGCAGCAGAAGAUUCAAGUUGGUCAAGCUCCAAUUCUUCACCUUAUUCACACCGAUAGCCAUCUUAUUACCCAAGAAAAGGGAGGGAAGUUUAAGAUGUUCAAAUUAACUAAUAGUGGCUACAAAGAAGAUGCUUUAAUUGAAAUUGACUACCCAGGUUUUUGUCGUUUCGAAGCCAACACAAAACUCGAGACAAUUUAUGUACCUGAUAAAGAAUCAAAAAUACAUAUAUACAACUUUUCUGGAGAAAAAAAGGAAACUUUGAUACCGGAAACUAAUGAUUCCUCACCAAAAUUGGGAGAUCCUAUGUGUUUUAAGUUCAUUGAGUUUCCUGGUGAUAAACCAUGUCUACUAGCAGGUUAUGAAGCAGGUUGGCUACUCCUGUGGGAUCUCAAUACUAGUCAGUGCAUUGGAAAACUACAAACAAAAGAAUGCCCAAUGUCCAUAGAUUACCACCUCGAACAACAGAGAGGUAUUAUUGGUAAUGUUUCAAAUGUGAUGCAGAUCUUUAGCAUAAGUAAAAAAGACUUAAACAUGACUCUCAAACUAGAUAUUCCAAUAAAAAAUUCUGGAAUCAACAAGGUUCAAUCUAGGAUUGAUGGGAAAGUGUUUGCUUCAGGUGGUUGGGAUGGUCACAUCCGCAUAUUUUCCUGGUUCUCUUUGAGACCUUUGGUUGUACUUACGGAGCAUAAACAGGCAGUGCAAGAUGUUGUUUAUUCUACUGAGAAAGUAUCUCUCUGGAAAGCUCAUAUAAUGGCUGCAGGGGGAUUAGACGGUGCUAUUACCCUUUGGGAUUUAUACAAUAACAAAAAUUGAAUUGCAUUUAAUGAAUAUUAAGCAACAUGCUAGAUUAAACUUUGGACAACCUACUUUGACUAUUAAGUAGAACAAAACUAUUUUAUUUGAUAAACAUUUUUUGUGAGAUGUAAUUUUAUGGUCUAUGGAAUAUGCCAGUAUUGCCUUUACUUAACAUAUUGGAUAGAAACCUAUCAUCCAGUGAUGCUUUAAUUAAUUUGAUGAUGUAAUUUUAUAGAAUGCAAUAAAUAUUAUGCCAUUGUAAAUUUUAAUUGGAUCUCAAGUAAAUGUACAAAUGUUUGAAAAUAGAGGCAUAUAAUGUUCACAGUGUGUGGCAAAGCUGUUAGUUUAUAAGUUAACAUGUUGUUAAAUAUAGCAAUGAAUAUUUUCCAUGAAUGAUUUUUAGUCAUGUUUUUCUAUGAGCCAAAAAAUUAAAGGCCUAUGAUAC